UAGUAGUAUUAGAAGUAGUACUGAGUAGCGAGUACUACUGAGCGUCGCGCCGCCGCUGCUCGGUCGUCGUCGUCGUCGUCGCCGACGCCGUGUUGAUGUCAUUGUUGUCGCCCGGCCCGCCGCUGUGUGCGUGCGUGUGACACGGCGAGUGUUUUUUCGAAGCAACCUUGGGAAGCGGCGGCGAGGCGACGACAACGACGACCGGGUUUUUGUUUUUCCCGAUGUACAAACGGAAAACAUUAUUUUGUUGAUCGAAAUCCGGUGCGCAUGCGCCGCGGCAACAACGCGCCGCGGCCGGCAGUUGUUCACUAAACAUUGUUUUAUAACGUGAACUAAACCCAAGGCCGGUGCAGUUUGCCAUCAACCAUCGAAACGCGCGCCCGUUUCCGCCGAUUGUUGUGACCGCUGUGCUACUCUUGCAUCUUCACUUCUUCGUCGUCGAUCGGCCGGCACAACGACAUCAUCCUUAAUACAUUUUCGACACAAUAAUCGCUAUAAUUAUUGAAAAUAUCCCGCCCGACGGCACGUUAUUGUUAUUAUUAUUGUUGUUGUUGUUGUUGUUGUUGUUGUUGUUUGUCAGUCUUAACGCCGACGACCGACACCGCAUGCGCGUCACCCGCCACUCGAAACCGUCUGAAAUUCGAAACGAAAGCUCAACGGUUUUCCACUCUCGUCCGUCGCGCAUCGGCGGAAGUCGUGUGGCGCGGUGGUGGUGGUGGUCCACCACGAACCCUGUGCCGGAGCGGCCAUGGAGUGGUACCGAGAGCAGACCAUCCAGUUGAUCGACUUGUUCCGGGCCCGUCCGGCCCUGUGGGACACCAGUUCGGUGCACUACCGUAACAAGCGCAUGAAGAACGAGUCCCUGGAGCAGAUCAGCGCCAAGCUCAAGUGUCCCAAGGAGGAGAUCGCCAAGAAAAUAUGCACGUUGCGCGUGCAGUUCAGCCGAGAGAACGUCAAGGUGAAACGGGCCCGGGAAUCCGGUGGCGUCGCUUACAACCCCAAGUGGUUCGGCUACCAACUGCUGUGUUUUCUGAACGAUCAGUCCCGGUACUCGUCGCAGCCGCUCAACAACUGUUCGACGGGCGCCCCCGCUGCCUCGGGGGCGUCCGGAGCCAUGCCCGGCGGCGCAAACGCGCAAAACCAAGCAGACAUGGAAAAUCAACACUAUAAUUGGAGUCAAACAUCUGAGGACAGUUAUGCAGAAGCAAAUGACACAAAUGCAAGUGGCUAUGAGGCAGACAGUGUGUUAGCUUCAAUGAUGCACGAAUCAAUGGAUGACUACCACAACCAGGAACCUAUAGUGGAUGUGCAGGAACCACAAACAUGGUCAUCAUAUAGGAAAUAUCGUGGUAUGCAGCCAGUAACAGGUGGAGAUUAUUCAGAUGAUGAUGGUGGAGGCUACAGUAGCAGAAAGAUGAUGCGAAUAUCUAGGCUGGAUGUACCUUCUGACGAAUUCAAUACAUUCUCAGACUAUGUGGCUGAACGGAUGCGUAACCUUAAAGCCGACAAAGCUCUACAGCUAAUGGCUCGACGAGACAUUGAACAAGUGUUGUUCAAAUACGAAAUGAAAUUGUUAGAGCAAAAGAGAGACUCCCAACAACCCGACACUGAGGCGGCAACCACAUCAAAGUCUAUUUCACCAUCACCCAUCAGCGACCUGGAACAACAGUAAACCAAAUUUUAUUGUGUUAUAGUGUUAUCUGUGACAGCAUUUAUUAAGUGAUAUCAACUAGUCGUUGACCAGUAUCCAUCUAUGUACAUUGUUUUAAAUAAUAUUAAUAUUGAAUAAUUCUAUUGGGGGAACUAUUAAAGCUCAUGUUAACCCUGAAAUUAUACAUAUAAUAUUUUAGACAUUUGUAUACAGCCAAUAAUAUUUGUUAACGAUAUUAUGUAAACUUAAAGACAAUUUAUAUACAUAAUUUUUGAUUCCUAUAU
Messenger RNA from Rhopalosiphum maidis (corn leaf aphid), 1935 nucleotides. RefSeq lists its product as uncharacterized. Bases 749 to 1672 code for a protein of 307 amino acids. The record is from RefSeq and is a predicted model, not a curated record. The transcript has 2 exons. Lineage: Eukaryota; Metazoa; Arthropoda; Insecta; Hemiptera; Aphididae.